AUGAUUGCGAAGAACUCCAGCAAGUCGGCAGACUCUGCCUCGCAAAUCGUAGAGCAGCCAGCCCAGGGCCCCAUCACCGGGCGAGUCUUGCGAUUCUUUCGAGACCAGCCCCAGGAACUAAAGCUGUCGGCAACUGCUCCAAGCGCAAAAGGUUGGGUCUCCACCUUCGAGUUUCUGACUACAUACCUUUACCAGGCUAUGUACCGCGCGCGAGUCCAGCUGCUUCGACCUCAAGGUGUACCCUCUUCCCAAGCAGCGGACCGGAUCUCGCGCGGAAUCUUCGCCUCCAUCGACAUGCGUGGCCCCAGUCGUCUAAAGCUUCUGGAGGACGGUGCUUUGUGGGCGGUCACCAAGACGCUGCACGACCUCAUCCGCGCUCCGGAUGCGCAGCAAAUGAAACAGACCACAUCGAUACGACUAUCAACCGAGGAGGACUUGAUGUCGACGGUAGAGGACGGUGGCAAGCCCACUGCGGACGAUGUCAAUCUGACCCUUUCAGCAUCGCUGUGGCCGGCCCUCGACGCAGAUGAGGAAAAUCGGAAGACUUUGCCUGAGAGUAGAGGGCCUCCACUUCGCACAAGGAUUGCCGAUAUGCCGCAUCUUGUCGCUUUCUUUGGGGCCCUACAUCGACUGCGACGGUGUGUCGGGGCCUCCCUGAGAGCCAAUACUUCGUCCGAUCCCGACUAUAGGGCGCGUCCCGAGCCUUUCUCUCAACUCGAAGCUAUACCAAGCACCUAUGCGCCUGUUAUCCAGCUACUCCAUUCAACUAGUAGGGGAGACAUCGAGGCGCCGCAGUAUCAAACAGGGCAAUCGCACCCUGAUGAUGAUCCGGAUUCGCUCACACCAGUGAGCGACGCACCUGUCGGUUCUCUGGGAAAUGUGUAG
Messenger RNA from Aspergillus homomorphus CBS 101889, 885 nucleotides. RefSeq lists its product as uncharacterized. The transcript has 5 exons. The record is from RefSeq and is a predicted model, not a curated record. The coding region runs from base 1 to 885 and encodes 294 amino acids. Lineage: Eukaryota; Fungi; Ascomycota; Eurotiomycetes; Eurotiales; Aspergillaceae.